GGCGCGCAGGCUCACAACACACAACACACACAUAUUACAUAUUGUCGUACACUUCGAUCGUGUGUCGCGCCGCUGCGCACUAACACCACAACCGUGUUGAGUAGCUCCCGUCGGUUUCCUUCCUGUGCUCCCCUUUCCCUUCCUUUUACGCACGAUAUAUUACAAGGCAACAGCGAUCUAUGCGCAGGCACACUGCCCAUAUACACACACAUACACCAAGGUAUUGCGUUACGUUUUGAAAGCCAUUCACAUUCCCUAUUCAGGAAUGGCGCGCCAUCAAUAGUUCAGCAGUUAUCGUUUUUCCCUCCGCCGCUGCCGCACGAUCUUUAUUUGACGGAAAAAUCUUUUGCAGCCGCGAAAUGUGGACGUAUGCGAGCAACAGAAUAUAAUUUUGCCGGUGUACAAUUAAUUGCGAAAAUGCAACGUUGUUACACAUCGGCAUAUUCUUAUCCGAAAUCUUUAGCUACAUUAAUGCUGCGUUGAAUGGAUCACAAAAUAUACUAUUUAUAAUGCGGCAACUUUCUGCGUUGGUGCGGCUUAUCUGACCUUAUGAAUCUGGCGCAAAAAAAUGCAGCCAGGAAAAAUAACCAAUCUGCCGCUAAUAUUGAUUGAUUUACUGUUAUUCUGAUCGCGCCAACGAUAUCCAAUGUGGACCAUUACAACUUUAUUAUAAGGAUCGUUUUUGUUGGUUGUGCAGAAAACCUUUGCAAAAGAGUUAAGGAUGUCGCUGAAUGGUAGGGAAAACAAUGAGGAAGACAGCGACAUGGAUUAUCAUCCAGCUUAUGGCACUGCGGACGACAGAGCCGUCGCUAAUCAGGCCCAGCCGCGUCCGAGUACAUCUGCACCCGACAGGUCAACUUCGUCUGCAUCCACCAAUAACCAUCCUGUUCCUGAUCAGCCCACCACAUCGCGCAUAAUCAUACCGGAUAAUGCUGCCGCGAUUGACAACAAUGAGGAGCAGAUUAAUGAGCGGAUGUCAAUUAAGGAGCCACUGCCUUAUUAUGAUUACAUUCCAGCGGAACCAUUACCGUUUCCGGGAUUUAUACCCGUUUCCUUCCUCUGUCUACGGCAAACUUCCAAGCUGCGGACAAUCUGUCUACAGAUGAUGCUAUCGAGUUGGUUUGAAAGGGUCAGCAUGGCCGUGAUUCUUCUUAAUUGCGUCACACUAGCAUUAUAUCAACCCUGUGAUGGAAUCUGUGAUACACCUGGUUGCCACAUUCUAGCAAUAGCAGACCAUUUAAUUUUUGCCUUUUUCGCCCUGGAAAUGGUAAUAAAAAUGAUAGCUAUGGGAGUAUUUGGAAAAAAGACAUACCUGGCGGAUUCCUGGAAUCGACUGGAUUUUUUUAUUGUGAUUGCCGGUCUGGUGGAAUAUCUUCUCAACAUGGAGAAUAUGAACCUGUCCGCUAUCAGGACUAUUCGGGUUCUGCGGCCUUUGAGAGCAAUCAACAGAGUGCCCAGCAUGAGGAUACUGGUGAUGCUGCUGCUGGACACGCUUCCGAUGCUCGGAAGCACCUUUCUCCUUGCCUUUUUUGUAUUUUUUUCCUUCGGAAUAGUUGGUGUACAACUGUGGGCUGGCUUACUACGAAAUCGAUGCACUCUAAGCGGAAGCGGCAACAUUACCUUUCCAAGAGGCAUCCCGAAGUAUUACGAACCCCAACAUACUUAUCUGGAGUAUGUGUGCAGUCUACCAAAAGACGAUGGCAUGCACACAUGUGACAAUUUACCGCCAUAUAUCGAGAAUAAUAGGCCAUGCAAUGGUUCAUUAAACGAUCUCAUAUGGGGACCCAACAAUUCCGUUUCCGUACCAGCAAACACCUGCAUAAACUGGCAUCAGUAUUACACAAUUUGUCGUGCCUCAGAAAAAAAUCCUUUCCUUGGAGCGAUAUCGUUCGAUAACAUUGGCACCGCGUGGGUAGCCAUAUUUCUGGUGAUCAGUCUUGAAGGAUGGUCGGAAAUUAUGUAUCUUGUGCAGGAUGCACACAGUUUUUGGGUGUUCAUCUAUUUUGUGAUAUUGAUUGUUAUUGGCUCAUUUUUUAUGAUAAACCUAUGCCUUGUUGUUAUUGCUACCCAGUUUUCGGAGACGAAGAAACGCGAGACAGAGCGAAUGAUUGCCGAAAGGGCACGCUACCAUUCCACCAGUUCUUUGGGGAGCGGCGCUGAGCCGGGCGGGUGCUACAGGGAACUAGUGCGCUACUGUGGUCAUUUAUGGCGCCGGGCCAAGCGCAAGGCCAAAGCCUACUACACCGAAGCUCAAGAGAAGAAAAUCAAAAAACAACUCCUGAAGCGCACUGCCCAAGGCUAUUACGGCAAGGAGGGCUUUAGUCGACCGACACCCACCGCCCAGUUGUCCAGCGCUGAGAUGUCCUGUGAACGGCAUCCCGAUCUGUCAUUGGAAGGCAGUCUGGCAUUAGUGCCUUUUGAUUAUACUCGCCGCACACUGGAUGUGCAGCAGUCGAGCGGUACAGGAGCCGAUAAGUCAUCGGAGAGAUCGUCCACUGUGUCGUUUAUGGAUGGUGGUAAUAAUCCGCCAGACAGAAGGAAAUCGGAGGAAUAUUCCCGGGAUUCCAUCACGAGCAGUGCAGCGAUGCCAGCCGGCGCGUCAACGGUAGCGACGAUCACCGUGCAGCCGGAAGAGCCGACCACGCUCUUCCAGCCAGCUGCAGAUCGAAUGGUCAACGUCGAAACGCACAAUAUGCCGGGUCUUCAGUCCGAGACUUCUUCGAAAGACCCAGCCGCAACAACACAGCGCGCAUUUUUUAACCGCAACUGCGAGAUCGAUGAAACCAGUUACUUUUGGAUUCGAGAUGCAGAACCCGAGAAGCCUCAAAAUCGCUUGAUUGAGUUCCUUACUGCAUUCCGGGCUAAAGUCCAACAGUUCGUCGGUAGUAAAUUUUUUGAGCGCGGAAUACUCGUGGCCAUUCUCAUCAACACGCUUAGCAUGGGAAUCGAGCAUCAUUUACAACCGGAUGAGCUAACCAUAAUUCUGGAAUACUGUAAUUUUUUCUUCACGGCAUUGUUUUGCAUCGAAAUGCUUUUGAAAAUGAUGGCGGAUGGAGUUUUUGGAUAUCUCAGCAACGGAUACAAUCUCUUCGACUGUGUUAUUGUUGUUUUGAGCUUAAUAGAAAUUGUUCAGGCCGGCGGAAGUGGAUUGUCUGUGCUGCGCACAUUUCGAUUGCUACGGAUUCUCAAACUCGUCCGUUUUAUGCCGGCGCUCAAGCGACAGCUUGUCGUUAUGAUUCGGACCAUGGAUAAUGUUGCUACAUUUUUUGCGUUGUUAUUGUUAUUUAUAUUCGUCUUCAGCGUUUUGGGACGCCAUUUGUUUGCCAAUAAGUUUUGCUCGCUUCCUACUGGCGAAGAUUGCGAAUGCAAAGAUUUUCGCAAUCCUAAUAUGACCCUCAUUCGAGAUCGCCGGAAUUUCGAUACGCUCUUAACUAGUACACUAACCGUAUUCCAGAUAUUAACCCAAGAAGACUGGAAUUACGUGCUGUACCUGGCUAUGCGAUAUACGAGUCAUUGGGCCGCCAUCUACUUCAUUGCGCUGAUGACCUUUGGAAAUUACGUCCUCUUUAAUUUAUUGGUGGCGAUUCUGGUUGAAGGAUUUGCUGAUGACGAUAUCGACUCCAGUAAAACCAGUGAAUCGCCAAAAAACAUUAGGGACGCUCCAUCCAGUACAUUUUUGGAGUCAGAGGACGGAGAUGGCGAACCAGCAAUGGCAAUGACCACGAUGGCACUAUCUGGCGCUGGCAACAGCGACAAAAUACUUCCGCGACUUAAUGGUCCUUCCCUGGCGCUUCCGGUCAUUACGCGCACCGCGGCCACGCCCAUUGACGGGUUAAAUGUCAAUGAAAAUCUGGGACUACACAAUCGACUGCUCUAUGUGCCUAAUCGCUCCAACAGCAGUCAAUCGACCGCUUCCGAUGUGAUAUCUAGUGUGGAAAGUGAACGGGCCGCUAGUGUCGAUCAGCGGCCGGAAGAUGCUGAACGCCGGAUGAGCAAAUCCGAGAGCGAACGAAUGGAACGAGAAUUCGAAUUGGAGGAGUUCAGAGCACAUCCGUUUCGCUUUAGCACGCGACGAUGGAAGCGAAAAUCGAAAGAUCCAUCUGGCUUUGACCCGAACCGGCGAAGUCGCUCUUUGGCGAAUCCCUUCGAAAUAUACCAUCCACAUAAAGACAAACGAAAAUCUUCAUACGACAGUACCAUGGCUCAAAUCCAGCCGUUAGCAUCUUCGCCCACAUCUAAAUCCAAUGGCAACAGUGGUCCACUGCGCAAUGGAAGCCCGGGUAGCGGCGUACUGAGAAAAUCGUGCUUGAAGCAAGGCGUUCCCAUGCGUUCGCUGUCGGUGGGAAGGUCACCACGCACUCGCCCCAUCGUGCGCCGCGUCCCAUAUAACCCCGAAAUUAUCGAAAGCCCCCAUGGAGACAUUGUGCUGCCCCCGAGUCUGCGCUUUGAUUCCAUGUGCAGUGUGUAUCCGCUCAGUCGGCGGGAUUCACCGGCACACCCCGGUUUGACGGUGGACGCCCAUACAGACAACCCGGUGGCCGAUACGGACCGCGAAGGACCAUUGUCACCACUGCAGGCCAGACGAACACAGCGGCUGGAUAGUAAUUCACCGAAUAAUUCCGAAAAGAAGAUCUGGUGGAUUCCGGAGCGAUGUACUAAUCUGCGAAAAAGAUACUAUUAUUCCUAUUUCGUUUUUCCACCGCACAACCAGUUUCGGCUUUUUUGCGCCAAUUUCAGCGAUCAUAAGUAUUUUGAUUAUGUCAUACUACUGUGCAUUGGACUCAACUGCAUUACACUGGCCAUGGAGCGGCCAAGUAUUCCGCCUUAUAGCACGGAAAGAGAAAUUCUGAUUGUGUCCAACUAUAUCUUUACCAUUAUAUUCACUGUGGAAAUGGCUCUAAAGACUAUUGGUCACGGGCUGUUUUUGGGAUCUCAUCCAUAUACGAGUAGCAGCUGGAAUGUCAUGGAUGGAAUACUAGUUGCGAUAUCUCUUGUGGACGUUUUCAUCGGGUUGAUCGCGCCGUCGAACAGUCCAAAGAUAUUCGGGAUUUUAAGAGUGUUUCGUCUGUUGCGGUCACUGCGGCCAUUAAGGGUUAUUAAUCGCGCUCCCGGCUUAAAACUCGUCGUGGAAACUUUGUUAACAUCCCUGCGACCAAUCGGCAACAUUGUGCUUAUAAGUGCAAUCUUUUUCAUAAUUUUCGGAAUUCUUGGCGUCCAGCUCUUUAAAGGAACAUUUUGGUACUGCCAUGGUCCGCCGGCUGCUAUCCGGAAUGUGCGCAACCGCAGUGACUGCGAUGCACUGCGCCGCGAGGGUGUUGUCGGUGUGCAGUGGAUCAAUCGGAAGUACAAUUUCGAUAAUUUGGGACAGGCUCUUAUGGCACUGUUUGUGCUAUCCAGUAAAGAUGGAUGGGUCAACAUCAUGUACAAUGGAUUAGAUGCGGUCGGCGUCGAUUUGCAGCCUUCGGAAAAUUUCAAUGAAUGGCGUCUACUGUACUUCAUCUCGUUCCUACUUUUGGUUGGCUUUUUUGUGCUCAACAUGUUUGUGGGUGUUGUUGUCGAAAAUUUCCAUCGCUGCCGCGAAGAACAAGAAGCCGAGGAACGAGCACGGAGAGCUGUAAAACGUGCCGAACGACUGGAAAGGAAACGCCAAAAAUUGCGAGCACCUCCUUAUUACGCCAAUUAUUCCAAGUUUCGCCUAUAUCAGCAUAACGUGGUGACCAGCAAAUAUUUCGAUCUAGCCAUAGCGUUGGUAAUUGGACUCAAUGUUGUGACGAUGGCGAUGGAGUACUAUUUGAUGCCGAACGAGCUGAUGUAUGCCCUAAAGAUCUUCAACUACUUUUUUACGGCUGUCUUCUUCUUCGAAGCGUUUUUUAAACUGAUGGCAUUGGGAAUUAAGCGCUACGUUUCCGACAAAUGGAACCAGCUAGAUAUUGCCAUCGUGAUCUUAUCUGUCGUGGGAAUCAUUUUGGAAGAAAUGGAGAAUGACCUUAUUCCCAUCAAUCCCACGAUCAUACGGGUGAUGAGAGUGCUGCGCAUUGCUCGAAUUCUCAAGUUACUGAAAAUGGCCCGCGGGAUUCGAGCGCUUCUUGAUACGGUUUUCCAAGCGUUGCCUCAAGUUACCAAUUUGGGGACGCUGUUUUUCCUGCUGUUUUUCAUCUUUUCUACCCUGGGAGUUGAAUUGUUUGGCCGGUUAGAAUGCGAUGACCUGCAUCCAUGCGAAGGACUAGGCGAACACGCUCAUUUCCGAAAUUUUGGAAUGGCUUUCCUGACACUUUUUCGAGUUGCAACCGGGGACAACUGGAAUGGCAUAAUGAAGGAUGCGCUGCGGGAAGACUGCCGGUCAGACGACGCCUGCAUCACAAAUUGUUGCGUUAGCCCCAUAAUUGCACCCAUUUACUUUGUGAUAUUUGUACUGCUGGCCCAAUUUACAUUAGUAAAUGUUGUGGUUGCGGUCUUAAUGCGCCAUCUGCAAGAGUCAAAUCAAAUAAUGCGCGAUGAUGCGCUGUUAGACGAAGAAAUCGAAAGGGAACUCCACACUGAAAAUCUUCGUCAACUGGAAAGACAGGAGUCGCAACAGCAAGAACGUAUUGCGCUGUUAUCGAUUAACACCGCCAACGAAAAACCAAACGAAAUUCCCACGAAGACUUCUGCUAUUGUGUCCGCGCCACCUGCUGGACGAGCGACUUCUCGCAGCAUCUCCGUGGCAGAAUCGGGCAGUUCACCGUAUAGCUUGACGUCGAGAGGCGAAGGGCCGCGAUUUAGCGUUGAUUCGCAUGGGUCGGCCGGGAGCGGAAGUGCACUAUCCCUGCCCAACCUCGCACGUCCCAGUGCAUCCAUACCAAAAUCACCGAGUGUCGGUGCUGGCGAAUACGAUACUGUGCUUUCUGUAGCGGACUAAAUGGCGUCCGAGUCGUGCGAGUCCAUUGCAAAGCGAGAUGACUAAGAUAUUUUUCUGUGUUACUAAUCACACCACUUCUCCGACCAAAUUAACUCUUUCACGCACUUACACUAUAUUAUGAUAUUUACUUUUAAUAACGCAGUUCAAACUUGUCAUGCUCACGAAGUCCUGUUGUACGGAUCUGUGCACUAAACAAACGAGUAUUACGCGCGAGUUGGCGUUUUGACUUUGAUUAAACGUUUUCGGACUGCGGAAUAAAAAAAUAAAAGUUUCAGUUUCAAAUUCACGCAGCACUUUCAAUAAGUUGUCCCGGCUAUAUGUAACCGAAA
Messenger RNA from Paramacrobiotus metropolitanus, 7227 nucleotides. RefSeq names its product voltage-dependent T-type calcium channel subunit alpha-1G-like. Gene Ontology annotation, cellular component: plasma membrane; voltage-gated sodium channel complex; neuron projection. The transcript is spliced from 35 exons. NCBI's taxonomy places the organism in Eukaryota, Metazoa, Tardigrada, Eutardigrada, Parachela, Macrobiotidae. Gene Ontology annotation, biological process: calcium ion import; neuronal action potential; calcium ion transmembrane transport. The coding region runs from base 722 to 6898 and encodes 2058 amino acids. The record is from RefSeq and is a predicted model, not a curated record. Gene Ontology annotation, molecular function: low voltage-gated calcium channel activity; voltage-gated sodium channel activity.